Molecule: messenger RNA, 1512 nt
Organism: Cucumis melo (muskmelon)
Lineage: Eukaryota; Viridiplantae; Streptophyta; Magnoliopsida; Cucurbitales; Cucurbitaceae
Product: chromatin remodeling protein EBS-like
Exons: 6
Coding region: 334-984 (216 amino acids)
Molecular function (GO): chromatin binding
Source: RefSeq, a predicted model, not a curated record
AUCAUCUUGUUCAUGCCGCAUUCCAACAAAAUCCCCAUUUCCCAUUUUCUCUCUCUUCUCCUUCUCCUUCUCCUUCUCCUUCUCCUUCUUCUCGUCAGUCUUCACCUUCUUCCUUUAGGGUUUCUGGGACUUAUACACUAUCAGUCUCACAACUUUCUUAAUUUCUCGAUUUGGGCCUAAUUAUCCCAAUCCAUGAUCCCAAUCUAACAUCUUUUCCAACUCGCAUUCUCCUUCAGAGUUUGCUUUGCUUAGUCUCCUUUCUUCUUCUUCUUCUUCUUCUUCUGUAGCUGCUAUAACUCGGAUAGUAUCAUAGAUUAUUAGGAGGAAUAAUUCAUGGCCAAGACUAAACCUGGGAAGAAAGAUCUUGAUUCAUACACCAUCAAAGGCACCAACAAAAUUGUUCGACCUGGUGACUGUGUGCUAAUGCGACCGUCGGACUCUGAUAAGCCUCCAUACGUUGCUCGAGUUGAAAAAAUUGAAGCUGAUCAUCGGAACAAUGUAAAGGUUCGAGUUCGGUGGUAUUAUCGGCCCGAAGAAUCAAUUGGAGGUCGGAGGCAGUUCCAUGGGGCAAAGGAGCUUUUUCUCUCCGACCAUUUUGAUGUUCAGAGUGCUCACACGAUAGAGGGCAAAUGCACGGUGCACUCUUUUAAAAAUUAUACCAAACUUGAGAAUGUUGGUGCGGAGGAUUACUUUUGCAGAUUCGAGUACAAGGCUGCCACUGGCGGAUUCACACCAGACCGUGUAGCUGUGUACUGUAAAUGUGAGAUGCCAUACAACCCCGAUGACCUUAUGGUUCAGUGUGAGGGAUGCAAAGAUUGGUUUCAUCCAUCAUGCAUGGGAAUGACCAUUGAAGAAGCGAAGAAGUUGGAUCACUUUUUGUGUUCAGAUUGUUCCUCGGAAAAUGAAGCUAAGAGGUCCUUGAAUGCAUUUCCAGUAUCACCUUCUGCUGAGGCUAAGGUGGAGCCAAAGCGCAGGAAGAGAUGAUGGGCUGAUCAGGAUUCAUGGAAGUGACAAGGAGGUGGAUUUUGUACUGUGGAUGCAAUGGUUGGAUAUUGAAGCAGAAGAGUAUGGAGGUUGGUUCAUCCAUGGAAGCUAUAAUAUUAGAGUGCACCAAAGCUUCUUCCUUUUUAUCACAAUUUUCCUUUAAAUAGACACUCUUCUGCUUACAUGAAGCAUUUUCUAGGUAAAAUGAUGCAUUGGACAGAAUUGAUUUUGUUGACUUCCACUUCCAGGCAAUUGCAGCCAUUAUAUAGCCAUUGAGAUGAAAUUCCUCACCAACUUCGAAAGCAAACAAGGGGGAUAAACUUAUAGGACUUCCCCAUUUUUUUAUUAAUGAUCUCUCAUCUCAAUUCCUAUCAUCUAAAGGAAUUUGGUGAAUGUUUGGGUAAGAAUGUGAUGAAUUUUAUUUUGAUCUCUUUGGGCCAAUUUAUAUUUACUCAUGUGCCCUGUACCUGUGCCCACUUACUCUUUGUAUAGAUCUUUAUUAAUAAUCUUUAGACAACCCUUCAUCCA